CAGGGCCGUGGGUGAGGUGGCGGCAGAGGCGGAGGCGGAGGCGGAGGCGAAGGUGGCCAGCAGGCAGCGGAUCCGAGCGGAGUGAACGGGGCGGCGGGUCAGCGAACAGCGAUUACUGUGGAUCUCGGAAGGAGGAAAUGGUGUGAUCAUUCACUGUCCACACUUGAAGGUCAAAGGCUACAAGGAAGCCUGGGGAACAUGGCCUGGCCAGACCUCUUUCCCAGAGGCGCGCUCCUGUCCCGGCUCAGCCACCACCACGUGGCCGUGUUCCUGCUCACCUUCUUCAGUUACUCGUUGCUGCAUGCAUCAAGGAAAACGUUUAGCAAUGUCAAAGUCAGCAUCUCUAACCAGUGGACCCCUACCGCUUUUAACAGAUCCCUGGAACCUGCAGAGGUCUGGAGCAGCAACCGCUUGUUUCCCAGCGCUGAGGAAGCCACUCUUUUCCUCGGGACACUGGACACUCUUUUCCUCUUCUCCUAUGCCGUGGGCCUCUUCAUCAGCGGUAUUGUCGGGGAUCGGCUGAAUUUGCGAUGUGUUCUGUCUUUUGGCAUGUGCUCCUCUGCAUUAGUGGUGUUUGUCUUUGGCACGGUCACGGAAUGGCUGCAUUUCUACAACAAGUGGCUGUACUGCUGCCUGUGGAUCGUGAACGGCCUGCUGCAGUCCACGGGGUGGCCCUGCGUGGUCGCCGUCAUGGGCAACUGGUUUGGGAAAGCUGGGCGAGGAGUGGUGUUUGGUCUCUGGAGCGCCUGUGCUUCCGUGGGCAACAUUCUGGGAGCGUGCCUCGCCUCUUCCGUCCUGCAGUGCGGUUAUGAGUAUGCCUUUCUGGUGACGGCCGCUGUGCAGUUUGCUGGUGGGAUCGUCAUCUUCUUUGGACUCCUGGUGUCCCCCGAAGAAAUUGGUCUCCCUGGCAUUGAAGCAGAAGAAAAUUUUGAAGAAGACUCGCACAGGCCAUUAAUUAAUGGUGCUGAAAAUGAAGAUGAGUAUGAGGCUAAUUAUUCAAUCCAAGAAGGCAGUACUGUCACCCAGAUCAAGGCAAUAAGCUUUCACCAGGCCUGUUGCCUUCCUGGAGUCAUACCGUACUCGCUGGCCUAUGCCUGCCUGAAGUUAGUGAAUUACUCCUUCUUCUUCUGGUUGCCCUUCUACCUGAGCAGCAACUUUGGAUGGAAGGAGGCGGAAGCUGACAAGCUGUCCAUUUGGUAUGACGUUGGAGGGAUUAUAGGUGGAACUCUGCUGGGCUUCAUCUCUGACGUCUUACAGAAGAGAGCGCCGGUCCUGGCGCUGAGUCUGCUUCUGGCCGUCGUGUCCCUGGUUGGGUACAGUCGUUCUCCAAACGAUAAGUCCAUUAAUGCUCUUCUGAUGACUGUCACAGGAUUUUUUAUUGGUGGACCUUCUAAUAUGAUUAGCUCGGCUAUUUCUGCUGACCUGGGUCGCCAGGAGCUGAUCCAAGGGAGCAGUGAGGCUUUGGCGACUGUCACAGGGAUUGUUGACGGGACUGGGAGCAUUGGAGCUGCCGUGGGCCAGUAUUUAGUGUCUUUGAUCCAGGACAACCUAGGAUGGAUGUGGGUUUUCUACUUCUUCAUUCUCAUGACAAGUUGUACCGUUCUGUUUAUCUCGCCAUUAAUAGUGAGGGAGAUAUGCUCUCUCAUGCAAAGGGGACAGGCCCGCGUGCUGAGUGAGUGACUGUGCCUGCAAAAGAACGAGAAUCCUGGGACACACGUCAGGACUGCUGCUAUUUCUUUUAAUUCGUCCUAUUUGGGGUUGUGUCAGGGGACCCGGCACAGCCUCAGACAGCCACGCCCCUUUCAGCAGCGUGGGCCCCUGCGAUGCUGACCGGCCUGGGGCCGGGUCGCUUUGCUACACUACAGGAACCGUCACUGAUGAACUUCAUUGUUGUUUCAUGAAUGUACAAAUGGCCUGUGAAUCUGCCGGUGUCUUCGCUGGGCCUGUUGAGGUUUAUCCCUUUAACCUGAAAGGCUGUAUGGGACUCGGACCCUUGUUCUCCAACCUGGAAAGCCGAGUGAGCACGAAGCAGCCGGGCGUGGUUUACAGCAAUAGAAAGACUCGUUGCAUUUUGCUUUGGAGAUGAGUUUGGAAAUGAGGCUCCUCUUCGAAGCCUCUGAUCCUGAUAAAGUGCUCCAGCCGGACCUAACGUAAGCCCACUGUGGAUCAAGAAGGCCUUUGUUAAUCACACUACACACAGAAGCAGAAAUAUCGUCAAAUUGUUGUCAGCUUGUUUUCCGUCUUCAUUCAGAGCCGACUGACUCCUGAAAGGGUUCAGUCACCCUUUCAAGGACCACACAUGUGUCCGCUGCGAACAUGGCAGCGUGUGUCCCAUGUCCGACGCACUCGGCCCCAGAUUUGCUGCCUGGGGCCCACCGGGAAGCCACUCUGCUCAGCCUUAUUUCCAGGGGGUUGAUCUCGGGUGCAGCCGGGUUCCCUGAGUUAACUUAAAAGAGGACUAAACUUGGAGAAAAAGGAAAGGCCUUGUGUCCUAGUAAGUAAUUCAGGGGUGUGGCACUGAAUCGAAGUACUGCAUUACUAGGGCCCCAGGGGUAUUUAGGUACCUGUUCUUUAGAAGUUUGUAGAGUGUACGUCUUCAAGACUGUGAAUUCUGUACCGUGAGAUGGGACCCCCAGAAUCCCAGAAUUUAUUACAAGGAAUUGUGUAUUCAUUCUUACAUGUUUAAACUUAAGUCACCUUCAGAGUACUCUCCAUUUGACGCAAUGCACUUAUUGAGACCUUUUUCCCACUGCUCAAAUCAGUUUUUAAACUCAUAGAUUUUGAUGCCUUUCAGUGUUUGUGCCAUUUUUGUUUCACCUCUUACACAUCAGCAAAACAUUUCCCUUCGAGGACUUUUUUCAUCUUGGGGAAACAAAAAAGUUGCUCAAAGUGAGAUCAGGUGACUAGGGAGGGUGGAGCACAAAGGUCAUGCUAUUUUGGGUCCAAAACUGCUGAACACGUAGCGCAGUGUGGGCAGGUGUGCUUGUAAAUGACCCGUCAUGAAAUGGGCAAACUAUUUAAAGAGUCUUCAAAAAAAAAAGAGAGAGACCAGUGAAGCCAAACGCAGCCUCUCACAACAACACCAGCUGGUACACUGUUACACGUGGGUUCCUAGAACACUCAUCUAGUCGGGGAGCCUGUACUACAAGGGGCCUGCCCUCCAGGAGAUAAUUCUGGGUUUUUGCCCCCUGCCACCCCAUAAUCACCCAUAUUUUGAGGUCAUUCUGUAUAAAUAUUUUAAAUGAUGUACACAAACUAGGGGGAAAAUGUGCAAUUUUGAGGAUUGCAUUGGGUUAGGGAAUAUUUUUCAACAUCCUGCUUUAUACUCUGAAAUUUGGUGUUUGUUAAUAUUAUUUAAUCGAGCAGAUCUCCAGUCUGAUUGCUCAUUACUGACAAAAAGGGAAAAUAUGUAACACAGGAAGGGAAAAUAAACUGACUUUUGU
Artibeus jamaicensis (Jamaican fruit-eating bat) is the source of this 3443-nucleotide messenger RNA. It is a transcript of the gene SLC37A3, whose product is annotated as solute carrier family 37 member 3. Gene Ontology annotation, biological process: transmembrane transport. Gene Ontology annotation, molecular function: transmembrane transporter activity. Gene Ontology annotation, cellular component: endoplasmic reticulum membrane. Lineage: Eukaryota; Metazoa; Chordata; Mammalia; Chiroptera; Phyllostomidae. The record is from RefSeq and is a predicted model, not a curated record. Bases 199 to 1680 code for a protein of 493 amino acids. The transcript has 15 exons.